This is a messenger RNA of Notolabrus celidotus (New Zealand spotty), 3678 nucleotides long. It is a transcript of the gene numb, whose product is annotated as NUMB endocytic adaptor protein. NCBI's taxonomy places the organism in Eukaryota, Metazoa, Chordata, Actinopteri, Labriformes, Labridae. The record is from RefSeq and is a predicted model, not a curated record. Gene Ontology annotation, molecular function: cadherin binding. Bases 194 to 2221 code for a protein of 675 amino acids. The transcript is spliced from 11 exons.
GCGGUCCGUUGCUAAGGAGGAAGUUUGGUUGAGUCUCGCGCAGCAGCCAUUCAGCGGCGGACUGUGGACCGAGCGUCUCCAGAAAAACUCUUUCUGUGGAAUUAUCAUCCAUUCUGUCUCAGCCCGGAUCCACAGACACGGACACGGCUUCAAGGGGGCUUCUUCCGGGUCGGUGAUCACAGGGAGCUCAGCAAUGAAUAAGCUACGGCAGAGCUUCCGCCGGAAGAAAGACGUCUACGUGCCGGAGUCGAGUCGGCCGCACCAGUGGCAGACGGACGAGGAGGCGGUCCGCAGCGGCAAAUGUAGCUUUGCAGUCAAGUACCUGGGCCAUGUGGAGGUGGAGGAGUCCCGAGGCAUGCACAUCUGCGAGGACGCAGUGAAGCGGCUAAAGACGGACAGGAAAUUCUUCAAAGGAUUCUUUGCAAAAGCGGGGAAGAAGCCGGUGCGAGCUGUGUUGUGGGUGUCUGCAGACGGUCUACGUGUCGUAGACGACAAAACAAAGGACCUGAUUCUGGACCAGACAAUAGAGAAGGUGUCGUUCUGCGCCCCGGACCGGAACUUCGAGAGGGCGUUCUCUUACAUCUGCAGGGAUGGAACAACACGACGCUGGAUCUGCCACUGCUUCAUGGCCAUCAAGGACUCGGGAGAACGUCUCAGUCACGCCGUCGGUUGUGCAUUCGCCGCCUGUCUGGAGCGAAAACAGAAGCGAGAGAAGGAGUGCGGCGUCACGGCGACCUUUGACGCCAACAGAACCACCUUCACCCGGGAGGGCUCGUUUCGUGUCACAACAGCGACGGAGGCGGCAGAGCGGGAGGAAGUCAUGAGGCAGCUGCAGGAUGCUAAAAAAGCAGAGACAGAUGUGGCCGCCGCCGCAGCCACCAGCGUGACAAACUCCUCCACACACCCGUCAGGAGGCUCACCUUCCCCCUCGUCCUCCCCUCCGCUCUCCGCGGGCAUGCUGGGACCCCAGGCGAUACCGCGCAGACACGCACCGGCUGAUGUGAUCGCCAGGCAGGGCUCCUUCAGAGGCUUCCCGGUUCUCAGUCAGAAGACCUCUCCUUUCAAACGACAGCUGUCACUGCGCAUGAACGAGCUGCCCUCCACCAUGCAGCGCAAGUCUGACUUCCCCAUGACGAACACAGUCCCCGAGGUGGAAGGAGAAAGUGACAGCAUCAGCUCGCUGUGCACUCAGAUCACCUCAGCUUUCAGCGGACCCCCUGAGGACCCCUUCUCUUCAGCACCGAUGCCCAAACCAACCUCCUCUCCACAGUCUCCUGUAGCACCAGUGAACGGCACAGCUCCCGCCUUCUCUGUCACUACUGCUGUUGCCGCGUCUGCUGCUGCUGCCGCCGCCGCCGCUGCUGUAACCUCUAACCCCCCAGUUCUGCCCCCCGCUCUGCCUGCUCGAGACACUAACCCCUGGGCUAAGACCCCAGGAGGGGCCCCGGCCUCAGCACAGCCAGGAAGUAACUGGACAGCCCCCACCCCGGUGAUCGUGGUCCCCCCCUCGUCCUCCCCCGUCAUGUCCUCCCACAGACGCACCCCGUCUGAAGCAGACCGGUGGUUAGAAGAAGUCACAAAGUCUGUACGAGCCCCGUUGCCUAACCCAAUCCUCGCCGGGGCCACGCCUCCCCCGCAGCCAUUCACGGCUCCCGUUCUACCGAUGCCUGUGGCUGCCCCUCCCUCCGUUCCUCCGGUGGCCUUCAUGUCCUCUCUGCCCCCCGCGGUGCCCAUGUUGCCCCCUCGACAGCCAGCCUUCCAGCCUCAGGCUCCGGCCUCCUACCCGAUGCCGAACGGGCUGCCGUUCCCUCAGGCCAGCGUCCCCGUGGUCGGCAUCACGCCCUCGCAGAUGGUGGCCAAUGUGUUCGGCUCGGCCACGCAACCCCAGCCCUACCCGAUCCCGGCCCCCACAACACAGCUCGAUGCCCAGGCUGUAGGCCACAUCAGCCCCUUUAUCAAACCCCCGCAGCCCGCUGCAGUGCACCCCGCCCCCCUCCAGCCAGCCAAUGGCAGUGUGACCUUUAACGGGGCAGACAGCUGGGCCGCCCCGUCCCAACUGGCUCCAUCAUCCCCAGCCACCCAGCCGCCCCAGCAGCAGCAGGAAGAUGCCUUUGAGGCCCAGUGGGCAGCCUUGGAGGGCCGCUCCCGCCAGCGCACCACACCCUCCCCGACAAAUCCCUUCUCCACUGAGCUGCACAAGACUUUUGAGAUCCAGCUCUGAAGGCUGCGUCUGAGAUUAGAAAGGCCCGGACAAUAGAGAGGCCGCCUUAGUGCAGAGGGGAGAUGUGUGCUUGACUCAAGAAGAGAGGGAACGGCUUUCUCUCUCUCUUAUCUCGGUUUCAGUGGACAAGCUCAGCCGGGCAAAACAGAACUGGGAGAGCGUGGAGAGCGGGGGGGAGUCAGCAGGGAGCAGAGUCCCUCACAGCAGAGAGGAGAGAAAAAAGAAACUGGCUGCUGCUGACGGCGAGAGUGCAGCUCCCCGAUGUGUCAUUAGCUUUGUCUGUAAUGUUUUGUUUGUGCUGUGGAGAGCAAGGUCAUCCUUACCCUGUGGAAUAUCUGUGUUGAGCCACACCCAGCCCCAUGUCAACCCCCCCAGCACCCACUCAGGUGCCGCGGCUCCCGUCUCCUACCUGCUUUUGCUCAAUCCAGUUCCCGGCGCCCCCUGUUGGCAGAACGAGAUCUCCCUCACCUGGCAGAGGACCUGCAGCACUGAGAGAACUCGGCUUCCGCACGAGAAGUUCUCGUUGUUAACUUCCCGAUCAGAAGAAUAGAGUGAGACAAUGCCAAAAUCUUUAUUUUUAUGCAUUAAGUAUAUUUUAAAUAGCUUUGGAAUCUAACAGAAGAGUUGUAAGUAAUCGUGCCAAAGGCACAGGCUAGCUACAAUGAGACAUGUUCCUGUAUACAAGAAAUGACCGUAUAUAUUAUACAUAAAAAAUAUAUAUAUCUAUAAAGAAUCUAUACUGUACACACAGCUUACAGCAGUGCUAAUUUCUAAUGUGAUGUAAAGAGAUUUGUGAAGGGACAGCUGCUUUACUUUGUUUUUAUUUUAAUGUUUUAUUUUUGAAGAAAUCUCUUUAUUUCCGUCUGUUGCAUCCUGUGAUUGGAUGCAAAGCAUCUCACUGUAAAUAGGGUAUCAUUGCAGCAACAAUCAAUGUGGACCUGGUGGUGGUGCCCGACUGGUUGCCUCUCUUCUUCUCUGUGCUCAGUUUGAAUAGUUCGUACACAUCAGUACUCAACACUUCUUCUGUCUCCACCGUCGUUCUUUUUGUGUGGUAACGAUCCUGUUUUUUAUUUAAUGCAGUAGGAUGAGUCGUCUUCUGUUUCACCACCUCUUAUAUUAUUAUUUUUUUAAGUAGUUGAUUUCCAAAUUUUAUUAUGCACAAGCACUAAAGUAGAUGAUUUGACCUCACAGGUGACCUUGAUCAACACAGGUGAGUUAGUCUGUAGUGCUGACUCGGCCUGACGCUCAACAGAAAACUACAGGGAGAUAAACGGUUUCAUCUCUCACUCUCUGAUUUCUCUGUCAUGUUUUUAUUUUUUUAAAUCAAGCCUGUGAAUAUGAUCUAUUAUCUGAUCUAUUUUUCCAUUUUGUAAUUAUUUCAUUACUUUGUUCCACUUCUUUGGAGAAAUAUUGAAGCUAAAAGAUUGAAUAAAUUGAUGGUGGUAGAGGAAAAAGUG